Monosiga brevicollis MX1 is the source of this 633-nucleotide messenger RNA. RefSeq lists its product as uncharacterized. The annotation marks the transcript as partial. The transcript has 5 exons. The record is from RefSeq and is a predicted model, not a curated record. Gene Ontology annotation, molecular function: S-adenosylmethionine-dependent methyltransferase activity. NCBI's taxonomy places the organism in Eukaryota, Choanoflagellata, Craspedida, Salpingoecidae.
UUGGUACCGGGUUGCGGGCUUGGUCGGCUUCCAUGGGAGCUGGCUCACCGAGGCUACUCCAGUCAAGGAAACGAAUGGAGCGCCUACAUGCUCUUUGCGUCCAAUUUCGUGCUCAACUGCCUCGGAGGGCAGCGUGGUGCCAUCCCAGUUUUCCCUUUUGCCCACAUGUAUUCCAACUGUGUCGCAGCUGAGGAUCAGCUGCUGAGCGUGGCCAUCCCAGACGUGGACGUGAGCGCCAUCCCAGCCGAAACCAACUUUUCAAUGACAGCUGGCGACUUUCUGGAAUCUUACACAGCCGAGGCGAGCUGGGAUGGCAUUGUGUCUUGUUUCUUCCUUGAUUGUGCCGCAAACAUCAUUGGCUUCAUUGAGCGCAUGUUUGCAAUCCUCAAGCCGGGCGGCUACUUGUUUAAUAUUGGCCCAUUGCUGUACCAUUUUGAGGACCGACGCGAUGUAUGUUAUGAGAUGUCAAUUGAGCUCACCUGGGAGGAGUUGCGAGAGGUCCUUCUCACCACGGGCUUUCAGAUCGAGCUCGAGGAGCGAGACGUGCCUGUGCCGUACAUGAACCAUCCACGCAGCAUGCUACAAAAUUCUUAUCGCGCAGUCUUUUUUGUAGCCCGCAAGCCACUGGUUUGA